Ilyonectria robusta is the source of this 3357-nucleotide messenger RNA. RefSeq lists its product as uncharacterized. NCBI's taxonomy places the organism in Eukaryota, Fungi, Ascomycota, Sordariomycetes, Hypocreales, Nectriaceae. Gene Ontology annotation, molecular function: catalytic activity; protein binding. The coding region runs from base 1 to 3357 and encodes 1118 amino acids. The record is from RefSeq and is a predicted model, not a curated record. The transcript has 4 exons. Gene Ontology annotation, biological process: nucleoside metabolic process.
AUGGCCAAUCAAGCGUGCAUUCUCAUUUGUCCCCCAGAGAUCUCCACUGCAGAGAUGAGCGCCCCGGAUGCUGGGAAAAGACGUCAGAGGAGUGCUUUUAGCGAGAACUCAUUGCCCGUCAUCUCGAAACGACCGAGAACGAACUAUGAAGAAGAUGACAACGACUGGGAAGACAGACAAACCUGUACUUCGGGACCGUUAUCAUACGGCGACUACAAUGUCGGCUGGAUCUGCGCGCUCCCCAUCGAGAUGGCUGCCGCGAAAGCCAUGUUGAAUAGCAUACACGGAGGCCUGCCUGGAGAUUCCAAUGACAGCAAUACUUAUACUUUGGGGAGCAUCGGCAUGCACAAUAUUGUUAUUGCGUGUCUUCCAUCAGGCCAUUACGGUACGAAUAAUGCAGCAACCGUGGCGAACAACAUGCGCCGAAGCUUCCCUUCUAUACAAAUCCGCCUGAUGGUUGGCAUCGGUGGCGGAGCUCCCAGUAAGGUCGAUAUCCGGCUUGGAGAUGUUGUCGUCGGCGAUAAAGUGGUACAACACGAUUUCGGGAAGACACUUCACGACGGCAGUUUCGAGCGAACAGACAUCUUGACCAGACCCCCGCAAGAAAUCAUGACGGCAGUUUCGAAGUUGCGAUCAGACCACGAGUCGUCGCGCAGCCAAAUUCGCUCCAUUCUCUCUGAGAUGCUAGAACGUCACCCGUCAAUGACGAAAUAUGCAUAUCCUGGACUACUGCACGACAAGCUAUUUGAGAAUACAUACGACCAUGACCAGACACUGUCCAGCUGCGAUCAAUGCGACCCAUCCAGAUUGAUGGAAAGAUCUGGCCGAGACAGCACUGAUCCCAGGAUUCACUACGGCGUUAUCGCGUCCGGGAACCAGGUCAUCAAGCACGCUAAGACCAGGGAUAAGCUAGCUCAAGAACUGGAUGUGUUAUGCUUCGAGAUGGAGGCGGCGGGGCUGAUGGGCAGCUUUCCUUGCCUGGUCAUCCGUGGAAUCUGCGACUAUUCUGAUUCUCACAAGAACAAACAAUGGCAAGAAUAUGCUGCUGCUGCCGCUGCCGCAUAUGCGAAAGAGCUCCUUUCUGUCAUUCUUCCAAAUGCAGCUCCCAAAACAGUAACGGUUGGAACGAGCCUUGUUACAGAUCGUCGGGAGGAUCUGCUGGAUUCCCUGAGAUUUGAUCAAAUUGAUGCCCGCCACGCCAACAUCAAAGCCGCCUACGCCAAAACAUGCAGAUGGUUCCUCAAGAACCCUGAUUAUGUUGACUGGCUAGACCCGGCCAAACUCAGUCAACAUCAUGGCUUUUUGUGGAUAAACGGGAAGCCUGGAGCAGGGAAGUCAACUUUGAUGAAGUUUGUCUACACGCACGCAAAGAAGAAAGCUGCUGGCAACGCAGCCACCCUUGCAUUCUUUUUCAAUGCGAGAGGAGAUGACCUAGAAAAGUCGAUAGUAGGAAUGCACCGAUCGCUUCUUCUCCAACUACUGGAGAAGUUGCCCGACCUUCAGGAAGUGCUUGACGAUUCCGACUACUCGCCUGGAAAUCGGAGCGGCCAUCGUACGUGGGAAGUUGAAGAGCUGCAAGGACUUUUCUCCCAGGCAGUCGAGAAGCUCGGACAACGACGCGUGACUUGCUUCAUUGAUGCUCUAGACGAGUGCGACGAGAGCCAAGUAGUAGCCAUGGUUGGGUUUUUCGAAGAUCUUGCAGAGCACGCUGUUCAGAACCAAUCAAAGCUCUACAUCUGUUUCUCCAGUCGUCAUUAUCCAUAUGUCGACAUACGAACGGGCCGCAGACUGACAUUGGAGGAUCAGACGGGCCAUGUCCAAGAUCUGGACCGUUAUGUACAGAGCAACCUGAGAGCAGGAGUGGGCAAACAGGAUGACGAAGUCAGAGCUGGAGUAUUGCAGAAGGCGGCUGGCGUCUUCAUGUGGGUUGUCUUGGUCGUCGACAUUCUCAACAAGGAGUUCCGACGCGGCCGCAUCUUUGCCGUCAGAAAAAGGCUUCAAGAAAUACCGGCCAAAUUAAGUGAGCUCUUCAAGGACAUGUUGCAGAGGGAUCAAGUCAACCUGGACGAUUUCCUACUUUGCAUUCAGUGGAUACUUUAUGCGAAACGUCCUUUGAAGCGCGAGGAAUAUUACUUCGCAAUGGUAUCUGGACUUGACCCAGAGCCAGAGAACUUGGUUGAAUGGAAUCCCGAGCAUAUAACCAUGGACCAGUUGCAGCGAUUUGUUUUAAGUUCUUCCAAGGGACUGGCCGAGGCUACCAAGUCCAACACAGUUCAGUUCAUCCACGAAUCAGUUCGAGAUUUCCUGAUCAAAGACGAUGGUCUUCGGGAUUUGUGGCCUGAACUCGGGCAAAACUUCCAGGGUUUGAGCCAUGAUCGUCUGAAGCAGUGUUGCCAAACCUAUACAAGAGUCGAUUUAUCCGACCACCACUCUUUCGAUCAGGCACUUCCGAAGGCAACUUCUGACGAAGCGAAAGCUUUGCGAGAAUUGAUUUCAGCAAAGUUCCCGUUUCUUGAGUAUGCGACUCGUCAUGUGCUCCAUCAUGCUGAUACUGCUGCCAAUGGAUUGGCACAAGACAAGUUCGUCAAGGAGUUCCAGCUCUCAGCCUGGAUCAGUCUCGAUAACUUGUUUGAAAAGCACGAAAUCCGUCGCCAUACACAGAAUGCAGGUCUUCUGUACGUUCUUGCGGAGAAAGGCCUGGCAAGGCUUAUCAAGACAACAAUCUUCUAUGAUCAGAGGAUUCACAUACAAGGAGAGCGAUAUCGAUAUCCUCUGUUCGCUGCCUUGGCGAAUAGUCAUCGAGAUACAGUAAGAGUGCUCUUGCAACAGAAGACGAGCAACCUUUCACAAGAUGACGACAUUGCUGAGCAGCUGGAGUAUGGCAUAGAUUUCACGGCUGGCAAGCAUGAGACGCCGCUUAUGUGGGCGGCUAAGAUGGGACAUGUGGGCCUCACUAAGUUUUUGAUUCCGUCCGGGGAACUUGACCUCAACUCCCAGGACUACAAAGGUCGGACCGCGCUAUCAUGGGCGGCCGGAAACGGGCAUGAGGCUAUUGUGAAACUGUUGCUGGCGACUGGAGAAGUGGAUCCCAGUUUGUCAGAUAACAGAAACCGGACAGCAUUAUCAUGGGCGGUUGGGAAUGGACAUGAGUCCAUUGUAACGCUGUUGUUUACAAUUGAGGGCGUUGAUAUACACUCAAAAGAUAGGAGUGACCGGACGAUGCUAUCAUGGGCGGCCGGGAACGGGCAUGAGGCUAUGGUGAAACUACUGCUGGCGACUGGGGAAGCGGAUCCUAGUCUGCCGGAUGUCGGUGGUCGGACGGCAUUAUUUUGGGCGGCUAGGAAUGGACAUGAAUAG